Messenger RNA from Solea solea (common sole), 4109 nucleotides. RefSeq names its product MAF bZIP transcription factor Ba (gene mafba). The record is from RefSeq and is a predicted model, not a curated record. The transcript has a single exon. The coding region runs from base 488 to 1693 and encodes 401 amino acids. Gene Ontology annotation, cellular component: nucleus. NCBI's taxonomy places the organism in Eukaryota, Metazoa, Chordata, Actinopteri, Pleuronectiformes, Soleidae. Gene Ontology annotation, biological process: regulation of transcription by RNA polymerase II. Gene Ontology annotation, molecular function: RNA polymerase II cis-regulatory region sequence-specific DNA binding; DNA-binding transcription factor activity, RNA polymerase II-specific.
AACCAGAGAGCCAUAGUGAGAGAAGGUGGAGGAGGAGGAGAGGAGAGCCUUGAAACCUCUGCGGUGCAGAGCUGGAAAAGCUGCUUCUCAGCGAAAAAAGAAAGAAAGAAAGAAAGAAAAUCAGACGCCCUGUAUUUUACAAGCGAUUCUUUUUCCUGGAGAAAAACAAAACAAGGGACUUACAAGCAAGAAAGUUGCGACGAGGACUGGCGCCCGUUUCAGCCAACAAACCUGGUAUUUUCUUUGUUUCUUUUUUUAAUUUAUGUGUUUGUGUGAAGACAUUUCUACUGAAGGGACUUUUUUUUAUUUUUGUUGUGCACUGAGACGCGUUGCUUUCUACCUCCUGCAGAAGUAGGCUACAUGACGCAAACCUUAUGUGCACAACCUUAGUCUGAAACUUUUCCUCCACUACUUUUUUUUCGGUUUUCUUUUUUUUCUUUUCUUUUUUUCUCUCCUCACCGCCACUCAAACUCACGCGGGGAGUUUCAUGCUACAGCAAGUCAGUGCGCAGCGCUGGAUGAGCCUCAAGAACUAUUGCAUGAAACACGAGCGGAGAGAAGAGACGCUGAUUAAAAGUAAGACCGUUUUUGCGACGCUCGCGAGUCUGCAAAAGAGCCGCGACGGCAACAUGAGCGCGGAUCUGAGUAUGGGUCCGGAGCUACCCAGCAGCCCUCUGGCUCUGGAAUAUGUCAACGAUUUUGACCUGAUGAAGUUUGACGUGAAGAAGGAAGGCCUGGCCGGGCUGGAGCGCGGCGGGGUGCGCCAGUGCAACCGCCUCCAACCGCAGGGUUCAGUGUCCUCCACUCCCAUCAGCACACCCUGCAGCUCGGUGCCCUCAUCGCCCAGCUUCAGCCCCACGGAGCAGAAGAACCACCUGGAGGAGCUGUACUGGAUGCCCAGCAGCGGCUACCAUCAGCAGAUAGACCCGCAGACGCUGAGUCUGACCCCGGAGGACGCGGUGGAGGCCCUGAUUGGGUCCACGGGGCACGGCCACCCUCCGCCUCCGCAUGUGCAGCAGCAGCUGCAGCAGCAGGGCGCCUUCGACGGCUACAGGAACCCGCACCACCACCACAGCCACCACGGCCACAACCAGCAGCACCAUCACGCAUACGCGGGGGGGCUCCCGCACCACGGCGAGGAACUGUCCGGACACCCGGGCGCGCACAGUCACCCACACAGCCAGCACCACCACCACCACAGCCAGGACCCCGACAGCCCGUCCCCGGAGUCCCCGGACCCCAACCAGCCGCUGCACCACCACCACCACCGCCACCACCACCACCACCACGGCCACCUCAGCCAGUCCGGCGGCGGCGGCGGCCUCAACGUGGAGGACCGCUUCUCCGACGACCAGCUCGUGUCCAUGUCGGUGCGGGAGCUGAACAGACACCUGCGCGGCUUCAGCAAGGACGAGGUGAUCCGCCUGAAGCAGAAGAGGCGGACCCUGAAGAACCGGGGCUACGCGCAGUCCUGCCGGUUCAAGCGCGUGCAGCAGAAGCACGUGCUGGAGAACGAGAAGACGCAGCUGAUCAACCAGGUGGAGCAGCUGAAGGCGGAGAUCGGCCGCCUGGCGAGGGAGAGGGACGCCUACAAACUCAAGUGCGAGAAACUGACCGGGUCAGGGGCCAGUAACGGCUUCCGCGAGGCCGGGUCCACCAGUGACACCCCGUCAUCGCCAGAGUUCUUCAUGUGAGUUGUCAAACAAACAAAAAAAACAAACUCUUCCUUCACCCUCCUCAUCCUCACCACCACCUUCUCCACCUCCAGUCCACGAACGACUGAACUGACUAUGAUGAGCAUAGAAAAACAAUAAUAAUCCACUCUUUCCCCCCCCCCCCUCCCUCUGCCCUGUUUAUGAUUAUACGAGUAACAAUUAUAUUCAUAUUAGAAAAAGAAAUAAUCCACCAACUAGUACUCGCUCUCGUGUGUAACCAUCUCUCCAUCCACGUGACAACUGAGAUACAAAGUGCAACUGUUCUAGUGCGAUGAUGAUGAUGACGAUGAUGAUGAGUCGCAGCAUCUUUGUAGUAUAGUUGCUUGUAGUGAAGAGACUUUUUUAUAUAUAUUUUUAAUUUCCUUCUUCAAACAAGAGGAUCCUGGCUGAUGAACUUUUUUUCUUUUUGUUCUUUUAUUUGUUUCCUUUCUCUCUCUCCUUUAAAUAAUCCUUCCUGUAAUGAGUAUAGUGUGGGAUGGCGCGUGCAGGUCAUAGAGUUGUCAUGUAAUUGUGUUCAUCUGAAAAAGGAGGACAUUCUUAUGGAACAACAAGUAGCUACAAAUCCACACAAGUGUCACCCCCCCCCCCCCCCCCCCCCCCCAAUCUUAGACUCCACCACACUUUAUGCAAAAUUUUGAACUUCUAAACCCGUCACUGCACUGGGAGGGUAACGGAGGGAGGGAGGGAGGGGAGGCGAGGGAGGGGGACAUUUUAUGCAACAUCUCAUUGAUUUUAAAUUGCCUGCUUGGUUAUAUUCGAAUAUAUAUAUUAAAAAGAAAAAAGGGGGAUUAAAAAGUUAAAAAAAAACAAACACCUGCAUUAAAUAUUAAUCCUGCAUGCUGGACAUGUACGGUAAUAAUUUCUAUUUUGUACCUUCCAUCUUUCUCGUGUAUAUUAAGAGCAUGUUGUUGAUCUGCGCUUCUCUAUAGUUUCCUCUUGUGUUGUUUUGAAAGAGAUGAGCAGGGGACAGAACAGCAGGACUGACGGUGCAGUGUCAUAUAUACGGUGUAGGGUUUUCUUCUUGUUUUUUUGGUUUGAGCUUGUAAAUAUUAUGCAACCGCAAAACAACUGCACAACAAGAUUAGAGGAGGCUGGUUUGAACUUCUUUCAUUCUUCGUGUUGUGUGUGUGUGUUUUUUUUUCCAUUAGUUUUUAUGAUUUUUUUCCUAAAGAAAAAAAAGUUGAGAGGAGAGGAGUUGCAUCAUUUUUUUUUCUCGUUUAAAUUCAGCAAACUUUGUGUGUCAAGUGCACUUUUUUGGAUGAUUUUCUUUUUUUUUUCUUUUUUUAAACAAAAAGUUUUCAUUUUGACUUUUGUGCAGACCUCCCUCCAGGAAGACGUACUAUGAUGCUAUAUUGUAAUAUACAUAAGUGGGACUUGCUCAUGGGUGCAACAUUUCAAGAGCAAAUAUUUGUGACAUAAUGUUUGUCACAAUGUGGGUUUUUUUUUUGUUUGUUUGUGUAAUUGUUUCAAAAAAAAAAUCCAAAUGUUCUUUUGCCUUCUCCAUCAACCGAACCACUCCUCUCAUUUUGAAUUGGCCACCACCUGUAGCACAUUUCCACUGGACCUAUACUAUUAAUAAUAAGGAUUUAUAUUUUUUAACAAUGUUUUAGUAUGAUACAAAAAAAAAACCAACAAAAAAACGUCAGGGCUUUUAUGUAGAGUUCAUAUUUAGAUAACGCGAGCGUUUGAAUACAAAGUUUGACUCUUAUUGCUCUCUAUGUUUUCCUGAUUUGAUUUUUUUCCUGCAGGUCAGUAAAAAAAAGGGGACACAGGUUGUGCAAAUUCUCAAAAUGAAAACAACAUGUACGUUAUAUAUAUGUGUGUGUGUGUGUUUUUGUGUUUUUUUAUUAUUAUUAUUGUUAUUAUUAUUAUUAUUAUUAUUUGAUGAUGAUUCUGGUUCUGCUGGCCAGAUGCAUAGUUUAAAAAAAAAAGAAAACCAAGACAAAGUUUUUAUUUUAAUGAUUUAAAUUAACAGAAAAAAAAACUGUCAGAUCAUAUCAUAAGCAUGGUGCUUGCAUUUGAAAAAGAAUAUUGUUGAAAAGUCACGCAUUUAACAAUCUUUUUUAUUAUUAUUGUUAUUGUUUGUUUCGGGAGGGGGGGGUUCGUUACUGAUUCAACUGUGUUGAAAUCAAACUGAAACUGCAGCAGCGGGUUUGUUCUGUGUUUGUUUUUCCGCCUAUUCCAUGAUAAUGAUGAUGAUGAUGUACUUUGCGAUUGAUGAUGCUGGGGAUCAAUUUUCAAUCCUGUUUAUAUAUAUUAUGAGUAAUAGUUAAAACACUUAAAUUUGAACUGUUCCAUUCAGGCUGGUUUCUGUUUCGUCUUAUUUUUUCGAUUGUUCUUGGAAGAAAUUGUUUCCUAUUUUGCUUAUUAAAGUCAUUGAAAUGGCAAUAACUAC